AUGUGCCACGCCAGCUGCUCCGCGGGCUGCCAGGCUUCCUGCAGCUCCUCCGGCCCCUGCCAGGCGUCCUGCUGGGUGCCCGUGAGCUGCAAGCCCGUGUGCGUGCCCGUCAGCUGCAGACCCGCCGUGUGCAUGCCCGUGAGCUGCAGGCCCGAGUGUGUGCCCUCCUGCCAGUCCUCCGUGUGCGUGCCCGUGAGCUGCAGGCCCACGUGUGUGCCCUCCUGCCAGUCCUCCGUGUGUGUGCCUCUGGAGAGGUGCGUCAGGACUGGCGUUGAGCUCACGGCGCACGGCGUCUCGCUGAGCACCCACGACGGCCUCCGGAGCCGGGCACUGGCAAGCACCCCCGUCACAGAUGGGGACGCGGAGGCUGCGGAAGGGCUGUCCCAGCGGCACCUUCACCCGGCCUGA
Molecule: messenger RNA, 408 nt
Organism: Puma concolor (puma)
Lineage: Eukaryota; Metazoa; Chordata; Mammalia; Carnivora; Felidae
Source: RefSeq, a predicted model, not a curated record